AUGGGGGGAUCGGAUAUGGCCAGGAGCCACCUCCGGGUGGCAUCCGGCCGUGUCGGCCAGGUGGCGGCGAUCCUUGGACUCUCCCUGGACUGGUCCUAUUUAUCCUUUUCGUUUUUGCUGGCACAAAGAAGCAAAUUCUUCGUCAUUGCCUUUGCUGUGAUCGCAGCAGCCUCUGCGGCAUCCAUUGCCACGGAUUACUUGCCGCCGGUGGACAACAACAUCGAGGCUGCCUCCGAUCUCGUAGAGGUGCCCGCCGACCAGGGUGUUCUCGCCGAUGAUGGAUACCGCUACAAGACCGUCCGCCGCCUCAAGCUCCGCCACCGUCGUGAUGUCUCUGAGCUGCCCUCUGCCGAGUACCUGCCCCCAGUUGAGGAGUCCGCCUCCGAGGCUGUUGCUGUUGAGACUCCCCUGGCUGAUGAUGGUUACCGUUACAAGACUGUCCGCCGUGUGAUCCGUCGUCGUCGUGAUGUCAACGAGCUGUCCGCUGAGUACCUGCCCCCAGUUGAGGAGUCCGCCUCCGAGGCUGUUGCCGUCGAGACCCCCCUGGCUGAUGAUGGCUACCGCUACAAGACUGUCCGCCGUGUGAUCCGUCGUCGUCGUGAUGUGAACGAGCUGCCCUCCGCCGAGUACCUGCCCCCAGUUGAGGAGUCCGCCUCCGAGGCUGUUGCCGUCGAGACCCCCCUGGCUGAUGAUGGCUACCGCUACAAGACCGUCCGCCGUGUGAUCCGUCGCCGUCGUGAUGUGAACGAGCUCCCUUCUGCUGAGUACCUGCCCCCUGUGGAGGAGGCUUCUGAGGCUGUUGCCGUCGAGACUCCCUUGGCUGAUGAUGGAUACCGUUACAAGACUGUCCGCCGUGUGAUCCGUCGUCGUCGUGAUGUCAACGAGCUGUCCGCUGAGUACCUGCCCCCAGUUGAGGAGUCCGCCUCCGAGGCUGUUGCCGUCGAGACUCCCUUGGCUGAUGAUGGAUACCGUUACAAGACUGUCCGCCGUGUGAUCCGUCGUCGUCGUGAUGUCAACGAGCUGUCCGCUGAGUACCUGCCCCCAGUUGAGGAGUCCGCCUCUGAGGCUGUUGCCGUCGAGACCCCCCUGGCAGAUGAUGGUUACCGCUACAAGACUGUCCGCCGUGUGAUCCGUCGUCGUCGUGAUGUCUCUGAGCUGCCCUCCGCCGAGUACCUGCCCCCAGUUGAGGAGUCUGCCUCCGAGGCUGUUGCCGUUGAGACUCCCCUGGCCGCUGAUGGCUACCGUUACAAGACCGUCCGUCGUGUGAUCCGUCGCCGUCGUGAUGUCUCUGAGCUGCCCUCCGCUGAGUACCUGCCCCCCGUGGAGGAGGCCGCCGCCUCUGCCAUCAUCGAUGUGCCCGCCGAGCAGACCGUGCUGGCCGCUGAUGGAUACCGCUACAAGACCGUCCGCCGCCUGAAGCUCCGUCGUCACUAAGCCGCCAAC
Molecule: messenger RNA, 1443 nt
Organism: Drosophila serrata
Lineage: Eukaryota; Metazoa; Arthropoda; Insecta; Diptera; Drosophilidae
Biological process (GO): negative regulation of protein sumoylation
Molecular function (GO): calcium ion binding
Source: RefSeq, a predicted model, not a curated record